Messenger RNA from Acanthopagrus latus (yellowfin seabream), 521 nucleotides. It is a transcript of the gene atp5mg, whose product is annotated as ATP synthase, H+ transporting, mitochondrial F0 complex, subunit g. The transcript is spliced from 3 exons. Gene Ontology annotation, biological process: proton motive force-driven ATP synthesis. Gene Ontology annotation, molecular function: proton transmembrane transporter activity. Bases 108 to 419 code for a protein of 103 amino acids. NCBI's taxonomy places the organism in Eukaryota, Metazoa, Chordata, Actinopteri, Spariformes, Sparidae. The record is from RefSeq and is a predicted model, not a curated record.
GGCAGCAGUUUCUGUACAGGCACUUGUGUGGACAGCUGCAGUCGGUCCUGUCCUGGUCCUGAGGGUGACAUUCAGGGGAAGCAGUUAGCAUCGACAAAGGCAUCAACAUGGCACAGGCUGUGCAGAAACUGGUUGCUAAAGUACCUACCCUGGUCGGCGCCGCUGUCACCUACUCCAAACCCCGGCUAUCAACCUUCUGGUACUAUGCCCGUGUCGAACUUGUCCCCCCUUCCCCUGCCGAGAUCCCAAAGGCCAUCUCGGGGGCCGCAAACGUCCUCAAGGGUCUCCAGUCAGGACGCCUCAGUCAGCUCACAGUGAGGGAUGCUUUCAGGAACGGACUUGUGGCCACGGAAGUGUUGAUGUGGUUCUACAUUGGAGAGUGCAUUGGCAAAGGAGGCAUCAUUGGCUAUGCUGUCUGAAUUUUUUGGACUGUCGUGCUUUUAUUUCUUUUGAGCGUUGUAUGCUCGACUUCCUGCUAUACUUCUAGGAACCAAUAAAUAUAUAUCUAUUGAUAAACAGAA